AAGAUAAUUUAGUGGGAAAACAAACAAGACAACCAUCCAGAGAGAAGCGAACUAAGCAAAGUGAGAAACGGCGCAAAGUUAUGGAAGAGGAAAAAGCGGCGGCAUACUACGACGAGCUCACGCGUAAAGGAGAAGGAGCUGCUCGAUUCAAGCAAGGCCUCGGCUUCUCCUCCGGUGCAGACGUCGUUCCGGAGAGAGGAUCGGCGAUCGCAUCGUCCUCUUCGUUUCUCAACCAAUUCGUCAAGGCUUCUUCCAACCCUACUAAAUCCACUGAAAACAAAGAUUCCGAGAUCCGAACCACCAGAGAUAAAUUGAAGAAGGAUCAGCAACAUCCUAGGGUUCCGGAGAAGAGCUCCAGAGAAUCGAGUGAACGGCGUCAUUAUCGGAGUAGAGAGAGGGAUGAGAGAGAUAAAAGUCAUACAAGGAGAAGAAGCAGGAGCAGGAGUUCAGAGAGGCGGAAUAGGUAUGGAGAUAGAGAUAGUCGGAGGAGGAGGAGGAGCCGGAGCAGGAGUUCGUCGCCGCCGAGGAGAGAAAGUAGGAGGAGGGAAGAUGUUAAGGAGAAGAAGAUUGAUUACUCGCGGUUAAUCAAAGGCUACGAUGAGAUGUCAGCUGCUGAAAAAGUGAAAGCCAAAAUGAAGCUCCAGCUUGAUGAAACUGCUGAGAAAGAUACCAGUAAGGGUGCAGGAUGGGAAAGAUUUGAUUUUGACAAAGAUGCUCCAGUUGAUGAUGAGGAAGUAGAAGAAGGUACUGAUGACGACGCUGCCUUAGUCAAGCGAAUGGGACAUAGUUUUAGGUUUUCCGCCAUCGAGGCGAAAAGGGAAGAGCAACUAAAAACCGCACACGAUGAGGCCAUGUUUGGAGCACCCACAUUCCAAACUCAUACCGAUAACACCGAAUGUGAUGUUACAGUGAAUACUAAUGUUAAGGACGAUGAAGGAGAAAGCAAGAGUGGCACGAUAAGUCUUCUAAGUGAAAAGGUGCUUGCAAAACAGCAAGGAUCUUGGCGUGACAGAGCUCGAAAGUCAUGAAAUUCUUAUAUACAAUGGAACUAUGGAAGUCAUGAUGAUUAAUGUAGUUUAUAGCUGACAAAGUAUUGAUCGUUUUGUUUCUUGUAGAAAUUUUGAUGUGGUUGAAAGUGAUUUUACUCGUAACUGCGAUAGAAAUUUUUUUGUGUGAUCCAUAUACCAUAUAUAGUU
This is a messenger RNA of Camelina sativa (false flax), 1196 nucleotides long. RefSeq lists its product as uncharacterized. Gene Ontology annotation, cellular component: nucleus; cytoplasm. The record is from RefSeq and is a predicted model, not a curated record. Lineage: Eukaryota; Viridiplantae; Streptophyta; Magnoliopsida; Brassicales; Brassicaceae. Gene Ontology annotation, biological process: alternative mRNA splicing, via spliceosome.